Messenger RNA from Hyla sarda, 1459 nucleotides. It is a transcript of the gene LIN7B, whose product is annotated as lin-7 homolog B, crumbs cell polarity complex component. Bases 114 to 737 code for a protein of 207 amino acids. The record is from RefSeq and is a predicted model, not a curated record. Lineage: Eukaryota; Metazoa; Chordata; Amphibia; Anura; Hylidae. Gene Ontology annotation, biological process: maintenance of epithelial cell apical/basal polarity; neurotransmitter secretion; protein localization to basolateral plasma membrane. Gene Ontology annotation, molecular function: L27 domain binding. Gene Ontology annotation, cellular component: synapse; basolateral plasma membrane; MPP7-DLG1-LIN7 complex. The transcript is spliced from 6 exons.
UGAUCCAGUGGCUGUCAGGAUGUACACAGCAUCUCGAAGGCUUGUGGGUUGAGCAGCCGCCUCCUCCUCCUCCACAGUGGGGAACUCCUGGGCAUGUGACUGCUGGAGUUAAGAUGGCAGCUCUGUCUGAACCCUUAGGUCUGGAGAGAGAUGUAUCCCGCGCAAUUGAGCUGCUGGAGAGAUUGCAACGAAGCGGAGAAAUGCCGCCGCAGAAACUGCAAGCACUGCAACGUGUUCUCCAGAGCAAGUUUUGUUCCGCCAUAAGAGAGGUGUAUGAGCAGUUGUACGAUACCUUAGAUAUAACUGGUAAUGCAGAAAUAAGGGCACAUGCCACUGCCAAGGCCACAGUUGCGGCCUUUGCUGCCAGUGAAGGUCAUGCCCACCCAAGAGUCGUGGAACUCCCAAAAACAGAUGAAGGUCUAGGCUUCAAUAUAAUGGGAGGCAAAGAGCAAAACUCCCCUAUUUACAUCUCACGUAUUAUUCCUGGUGGGGUGGCAGAUCGCCAUGGAGGACUGAAACGCGGAGACCAGCUUCUGUCUGUCAAUGGAGUGAGUGUGGAGGGAGAGCAGCAUGAGAAGGCGGUGGAGCUCCUGAAGGCAGCACAGGGAACAGUGAAGCUGGUUGUACGUUAUACACCAAAAGUGCUGGAGGAAAUGGAGGCCAGAUUCGAAAAAAUGAGGACGGCUCGACGUCGGCAGCAGCAGACUAGUUACACGUCUCUUGAGUCUCGAGGAUAAUUAUUCCUUCUAAUGUUCCGGAGAAUUCAUGAGCUUCGGACCCUCCACUAUGUAUUUAUUGACACAACUCAUCACUGACCCGUGUACAGUAUUUAUUUCAGUUGUGUUUGUAUGAGAGUUCAGGGGGAGUGUAAUGGUUUGGGGAGAAUGUUGCAAAGAGCUUGGGGAGAAAUGGGAACAUGUGGUGCUGUUGAUUAUUAUCUCCUCAUGGUCUUUAAAUUCGGAUCAUUGAACUGGGGAAUUGUAAGUCUGUAUCUCUGAACAUAUUCAAUGGGGGGAGAUUUAUCAAAACCUGUCCAGGGGGGAAGUUGCCGAGUUGCCCAUAGCAACCAAUCAGAUCGCUUCUUUCAUUUUUAAAAAGGCCUCUGGGAAACGAAAGAAGCGAUCUGAUUGGUUGCUAUGGGCAACUCAGCAACUUUCUCCCUGGACAGGUUUUGAUAAAUCUUCCCCAUUGCCUUUGCAAACCUGGGGCAGCCAUUGUUCCUUUAUACGGCGUGUUACCUUCUGAAAGUCCUAAUUUAUCAUCGUUUAUCAUCAGCUUUGAGAAGGAAUCCUGUUCUCUUCCGGCUGAGAUAGUGCUAACAUGGUACCUUAUAUUAUAUAUGGUGGGCAUAUUGGGAUACACAGUGCCAUCAGCAUUUGAUCCUUGGCUCCCAUAUCCUUAAAAUGUAAUACUUAAAGGGGUUAUCCAGGAAAAAACUUUUUUUUAUAUAUCAACUGGC